Messenger RNA from Spea bombifrons (plains spadefoot toad), 1466 nucleotides. It is a transcript of the gene DBX1, whose product is annotated as developing brain homeobox 1. Lineage: Eukaryota; Metazoa; Chordata; Amphibia; Anura; Pelobatidae. Gene Ontology annotation, molecular function: DNA binding; DNA-binding transcription factor activity, RNA polymerase II-specific. The transcript has 4 exons. Bases 180 to 1142 code for a protein of 320 amino acids. Gene Ontology annotation, biological process: cell differentiation in spinal cord; regulation of transcription by RNA polymerase II. The record is from RefSeq and is a predicted model, not a curated record.
GAACUCCACUGAAGAACUUUGCCGGGGCUCAUUGUCUGAGCUGUCAGCGCUGAAAGGCCUUUGGGGAGCGUUUGCUAUAAAACCCCAGCUCCGGGGUCCGGGGCAGACACAGCUCAGCCUGGAUCCGGCAGGAGAGACCCCUUUCCUGCACUCUAGGGUAGUGACCGCAGCCGCUAAAGAUGAUGUUCCCGAGCCUCAUAGCCCCCCCGGCCGUGUACCCCAACCUCCUGCGACCUACCCCCACCCUGAGUCUGCCGCAGUCCCUGCGCUCCGCGCUCACCAACCACUCCAGCUUUUUGGUGGAAGAUCUCAUCAGGAUCAGCCGCCCGGCAGCAUUCGUACCUCGGGCUGUGCCGCCGCCGAGCAUGUCGCCGCCAACACCGGACAGCCCCAGCAACAUCGCAGACGGCGUCCCCCCGGAGCUGGCGUCCUCCGGCAGGGGGGGAGCGGCCGCCAACUCUUCCAACAGCCCAACUUACCUAAAGUUUGGAGUCAACGCCAUCCUCUCGUCGAACCCGAGGACAGAGUCGUCGCCGUUGCUGAUUUCCAACGUCCCCCCGAAGACGUUCCCCUUCCCGUACUUUGAAGGAUCCCUGCAGCCGUUCCUGCGCUCCUCCUAUUACCCAGCUUCCUCGUCGGUGGUCCCCAUCCCCGGCACCUUCUCGUGGCCGCUGGCCGCCCGAGGAAAGCCGCGCAGGGGCAUGCUGCGCCGGGCCGUGUUUUCCGACGUUCAGCGCAAGGCCCUGGAAAAGAUGUUUCAGAAGCAGAAAUACAUCAGCAAACCCGACCGCAAGAAACUGGCCGGGAAACUGGGGCUCAAGGACUCUCAGGUGAAGAUCUGGUUCCAGAACCGGAGAAUGAAGUGGAGGAACUGCAAGGAGCGCGAGCUGCUGUCCUCCGGGGGCUGCCGGGAACAGACUCUGCCCAACAAGUUUAACCCUCACCCGGAUCUCAGCGACGUCGGAAAGGGGGGGGAAGAUGCCCCGAGUCGGGGUAACAGCCCUGGACACAGAGCGUCCUACCGGUGCCCCGAUCUCCACCUGCCCCCCUCUCCAUGCGCGUCCAGCAGCCCCAGCAAACCCUCAGACUUCUCCGACUCCGAGGAUGAGGACGGGGCCGGCGAGGAGAUCACCGUGUCGUAGCCUCCCCACUCACACUCACAAGAACUCUGCAAACGUGUAAAAAACACUGACUUUAACCUGGAGAGAUGUCUCCUCGGGGAGCCCGGGCUGUCCGGCGCGGCCCCCCACCUACCCGCCUGUCUGCUUUCUAUACGACGGACACGCUUGCACGGAUCUGCCAGGCGGGGACGGACGGACCGGCCUCUGAUAUUUCUUUUGUGAAUUAUAACUUAUAAAGAAGCAUUUAUUUUGUAUUGUAUAAAUGUACAGAUUUUUAAAUAUGUAUAUAAAUCGGGCAAUUGGGGGCCAAAUAAAGAGUAGAGAUUUUCAUUUUUUAUCACUACA